CUUUUUUUUUGGUCGCUUGAGUUUCCUGUGCCAAGGGGCGAGCUAUGUUUUACUGCUGUGUUUAGCGAUAAAUCCGAUUUGUUUGGUUUCAUCAUUUCUCUGCUUCUCUCCUUUUUGUGAGCUGAUACUAAUCAUUCUGAUGAUUGUUCAUUGGUUUUUUUUUUUUUUUUUAGAAUAGAUUAAUUUUUGUUGAAAUUUGUAUGCUAAUUGUAGCUAUAAUUUAUUGUGAUAUGGAUGAUUUUGAGUUGAGUAGAGAUACAAUUCUGCGGUUACGGCAUUGGCUAUAUUGCAACGCCAUAGUGGUGCAAGAAGUCUAAAGUAGUCAGAUAUUGUUUAGUAUCAGACAAGAUAUCAACGAUGGUGAGAUUUCCCUUUGCAGAAAGGGGAACAAUUAUAGCGUAAUAAAAGAUUACAAAAGUGGUUUCUGAAUUCAAUUAAAGCAAUGGACAGAUUAACACAAUCUGUGCCAAUUCAUUUUCCUAUUGAAGAUUGCAGUGCUACGCAUGUAGUUUAAUGUUGUGUUUGAACUUUGAAAUUCAUUUUUGGCUGGUCUCAGAUGCUCUCCAAAAUUUUUUACAUAACUAAGGGCCUGGCUGCUACUACUAACUGUGAUUGUAAUGAUUAUACACUCCGGGUUGCAUAUUAUCCACCUGACAUCUAUCAUUGCUUCAUGAAGCAAAUUUUGUUUGUUAUUAUAUGUAAAUUGAUCACAUAUACAUUCUUCAGACUUGUAGCAAAAUGGACACAAGCUCUGGUUGGCCGUGAUCCUCUCUCGAUACCAGAUAACAGGAAGGAAUGAGAUUAUCAUUGGCACUUUUGGUUAAAUAGCAGAAGCAACUGCACUGCGGGAAAAUGGGAGGUUGCUGCUGUUCUGCCAGAAAACCUCAUCUACAUGGUGCACCAGUGUAUUAUUAUUGCCCAGCAUCCUUGGAAGAGCGCGAGUCAUUAACAUCAAAUGAUGGUACGGCUGCUUCACAUGGUGCUAGAUUGCUAGCAGGUUUGAACUUGGAAACGGCCACACCGGAUACGUUCCGGCCCCCUCCUGCACCUUUGCCAUAUGAUGCAGUCUUUGGUCCAAUAUCAACAGAUUCUGAAUCUGGAAGAAAAACAGUUAGUGGUAGUAGUUUUGAAACAUUAAUUACAUGUGAAGAUCUUGAAGAAUCGGAUUGCAAAACUCAAGCAAAUUCUGAACUUUUGUCUCCAAAGAAGAUAGAAUUAUCGAAAUCAAAUGAAUGUCAUGUAUUAAUGGCAGAAGAAGAAGAAGUCUGUCCAAUUUGCCUUGAAGAAUAUGAGGUUGAGAAUCCUAAAACUCUGACGAAGUGUGAACACCAUUUUCACCUAUCUUGCAUUCUUGAGUGGAUGGAAAGAAGUGACGCCUGUCCUAUAUGUGAUCAGGAGAUGAUAUUUGAGUAGUCACAAAAUUAGUUUGAGUUCAAAAUUGAAAGCUUGCCAAAAUGCUUGGACAAUAGAUGAAGCAAGUUCUUUGAUUGUUGACGGGACGAUGGUAGCUACAGAUUCAUUUUUAAGUUGCGGUGCAUUAUUAUAAAAGGUCAUUGUUUUAGCAAAACAGGAUGCUGCGAAAGUGAUUUUUGGUGAAGGGAGGAGAAGAUACGGUGUGAAAUUCACUUCUCUGGGAUCUAUGGGGAUAGAAACAAGUCCCACUUCUCUGUAUCUCUCUCUUCUCGCACUUUAGUUAAAAUCGAAUUUACACUUUUUUUUAAGACGUUUCAUUACUGGCUACUUUGGGAAGAAGAAAGAGAUUUUGGCAGUGUCUCUCCAUAUGGGAAUUUCUCUUGUCCAUGAAAGAAUGCCUAGGAGGCAGGGAUUCAUAUUGUGUCAUGGCUUAAUUCUUCUCUUUUUGGCCUCUCAUUUGCUGUCUUUAUUGCAGAAAUUUCUGUGGUUGCUUCUUUUUUCAUUUGCCAAAUGUCUUUCAAAUCACGCAUUAUUCACACGUCCAUUUUAUGCAAUAUAGUAUACUUGAUUAUAGGCAAGGCUUCCAUAUUCCA
This is a messenger RNA of Neltuma alba, 2006 nucleotides long. Its product is annotated as probable E3 ubiquitin-protein ligase RHB1A. Lineage: Eukaryota; Viridiplantae; Streptophyta; Magnoliopsida; Fabales; Fabaceae. The coding region runs from base 853 to 1413 and encodes 186 amino acids. The transcript is spliced from 4 exons. Gene Ontology annotation, molecular function: ubiquitin-protein transferase activity. The record is from RefSeq and is a predicted model, not a curated record.